Messenger RNA from Meloidogyne enterolobii, 977 nucleotides. The record is from the annotation of a GenBank genome assembly. Lineage: Eukaryota; Metazoa; Nematoda; Chromadorea; Rhabditida; Meloidogynidae.
AUGCGCUUAUAUGAUGUGCCUUGGAUAGCUCAUGAAGGGGGAAAUAUUUUUUCCUUGGACAUCCACCCAAACGGAAGCAAAUUAGCCACAGCUGGUCAAGAUGGAGGCGGGGCAGGACUUUUAAUUGUUUGGGAUCUUGAUUUUCUCAAUGCGUCUAUUGAUGAAACAACUGAAGUUAUGCCUGCUUAUAAUAAUCAUCCAAUGGCUAGAAUACCUCAUUCAAGCAGUAUAAACUGUGUCCGUUGGACUCGUGAUCCUUCUUCUAAACGCCUUGUUUGUGGGGGCGAUGACCCCGUUCUUUGUAUUUAUGAAUGUACUGGAGUCUUCACAAGUAUGGGAUCAAUUGAUCAGCCUUCUUCUUCUACAACUUUGCCUUCUGAACAACAAGAAAUUUUACGAAAAGUAGAAAAUUAUAGAUGUACACAUAAAUUAUUUGGUCAUACUUUGGACGUUUUACAUUUGGAUUGGUCUCCAGAUGGAAAAUUUUUGGCUUCUUGUUCACUUGAUAAUUCAAUAAUAAUUUGGAAUGCUCGCAAAUUACCUGAAAAACUCACAACAUUAAAACAAUCGGGAGGAGGUCAUUCACGAGGCGUCAAGGGUUUGGCUUGGGAUCCUGUUGGACGCUUUUUAGCUACACAAGCAGAAGACAAUGCUCUAAAAAUUUGGCAAACUGAUAGUUGGACCUGUGUACAUACAUUCUCUGAACCUUUUGCCGAAUCAGCAAUUUCAACACUUUUUUGUCGAAUGGAUUGGUCUCCAGAUGGUUGUUUUCUAGUUGCUCCUUGUGCAAUGAAUAAUGGAGGGCCAACAGCCAAAAUUUUUAUGAGGAAAGAUUGGUCGUAUUCUAGGGAUUUGGUUGGAUUUAGAAAAGCUGUUUGUGCUGUGGUUUGUUGAUUUUUUUUUUGAAAUUUCGUUGAGAAAAUUUUUUGGACUUGUAAAUAGGGUAAGAAGUGUUUUUCUUGAUUUUGCUGAUUUUC